CACGCAUGCAGACGCAGAUACGCUGUUCAUUGUAAUGCAUACGACGAUUACACAAAGCUGCAACACUCUGUCACUCGCUGCUGCUCCCCCACUGGUCUUGUAGCUGUAGUCCACUCAUACCUGCAGAGUACUGAUUCCUCUCCACACUGUCAGCUCAGCUGAGCUCUCCACUCCACAUUUCUUCUUGAUUUGGGAUGUGAUUGGCAUCUAAUGAUCACCACCAACCAGCACCCCACACCCUGACACCACCCUCCUCCCACCAAAACCAAAAUCCAAGCUAAAUCAGCCACCCCUCACUCUUCUCAUCUCACCCCAGAAAUAAUAAGCCAAUCCUUGCCCCCACAUUGCCCCCAAAUCCAACUCUUUUGGGCCCAAUCACCUCCCAAAUCCACCUUUUAUCAUCGCUCCAUCCUGUCCUAAAUCCCCUCCCCUCCAAAAGUCCGACCUUUUCCACUGCAUCCUUUUCAGAGACCAACCUUGGCCAGUGGCCACUUUGAUUGCCAGUUUAUUGGUCCCUGUAGAAAUCCAGCCUUGCGGCACCGCAUCCCCUGCAAAACCGCGAUCUUUUUGUGUUCAUUUUCACUAAAAAUCUGAUCUUUUGUUGCGCUCAAUUCUGCUCGGAAUCCGGGAGAUCCACCGGUGAGCUGAGCACCAGUAAGAGCUCCGAUGUCGGACUCGGAGCUGUCCCAGGGCACGCUGGUGUUCGGGCUCCACCUGUGGGAGCUGGUCGGCAUCGGCGUCGGCGCUGCCUUCGUGCUCCUCCUCGUCCUCCUCUCCCUGCUGUGCCUUCUCGCCUCCCGCCGCCGCCGACGCCACCGCCGGCAAGUCCCGGCUACCCCCGUUCUCUACCUCGCCGCCACUGCGCCCAAUGGCCACCCCAAGCACCCCGCCAAGCCCGCCAAGGACAUCCAAGAAGUGGCCUCCCGCGCUGCCGCGGCUCCCACGCCCCCGGCCAAGGCGCCGCUCGCGCAGGUGCUCCAGGCGCCGCCGCCAGACUCCAUCCAGAUCGAGACGGGGAAGGAGCACCGCAUCACGUUCCCGGAGCAGCCGCCGCCACCGCACCACCAGCGGAGCGGGGGGCCGUCGUCGCGGGGCGCCAGCGGCGAGAGCCGCGGUGGAGGCGGGGAGCCAGGGGUGCCGGAGGUGUCGCACCUGGGGUGGGGGCACUGGUACACGCUCAAGGAGCUGGAGGCCGCCACGUGCAUGUUCGCCGACGAGAAGGUGAUCGGCGAGGGCGGCUAUGGCAUCGUGUACCACGGCGUGCUCGAGGGCGGCGUGCAGGUCGCCGUCAAGAACCUGCUUAACAACAGGGGGCAGGCAGAGAGGGAAUUCAAGGUGGAGGUGGAAGCGAUUGGGCGGGUGCGGCACAAGAACUUGGUGCGGUUGUUGGGAUACUGUGCUGAAGGGAACCAAAGGAUGCUUGUGUAUGAGUAUGUCAAUAAUGGAAACUUGGAGCAAUGGCUCCACGGUGAUGUUGGUCCUGUGAGCCCUCUUACAUGGGAUAUCAGAGUGAAGAUUAUUCUGGGAACAGCAAAAGGCUUAAUGUAUUUGCACGAGGGACUUGAGCCAAAGGUGGUUCACCGUGAUGUCAAAUCGAGCAAUAUCCUCCUUGACAAGCAUUGGAAUGCUAAGCUUUCUGAUUUUGGGCUAGCAAAGCUUUUGGGUUCAGAGAGGAGUUAUGUCACAACCAGGGUCAUGGGGACAUUCGGGUUAGACAUCAGGACACUAAUUAUAAAAUUAGGAUCACACAAGAUAAACAAGAACACAGUGGCUUAUUUUUAUGUUGUUACUUGCAGGUAUGUUGCACCAGAGUAUGCGGGCACUGGCAUGUUGAAUGAAACUAGUGAUGUCUACAGUUUUGGAAUCCUUAUUAUGGAAAUAAUAUCUGGUCGGGUACCAGUUGAUUACAACAGGCCACCAGGGGAGGUUAAUCUUGUUGAGUGGCUGAAGACAAUGGUCAGCAACCGAAAUUCUGAAGGGGUUUUGGAUCCGAAGAUGAAUGAGAAGCCUACAUCAAGGGCAUUGAAGAAGGCUUUGCUAGUGGCUCUACGGUGUGUAGAUCCUGAAGCUUGUAAGAGGCCAAAGAUUGGGCAUGUCAUUCACAUGCUUGAAGUUGAUGAUUUUCCUUACAGAGAUGAACGUCGAGGUGGCAAAGCUCCAGCUCAAGCAAGAUCGGUCGAAACACCUGCCAGCGAUCCUGGCGGUAGCAGUGGGAACAACACACCGAAAGAUGCACCGAAAGGAGGAGAACCUUUCAAAUGGAGACAUCAAGAGGCCUAGCCAUCAAGAGAGUGUUGCCUAUUUCUAAUCCUCACGCCUGAUCAAGAAGCUGGACGCUGCAAAGUUGCAAACAGCUCAUUUGCUGUUUCGCAGUCGGUCGGGUGUUGAACUGCGGAAGGCACCUAUGGUGAUCAUCAUGACAGUAUUUGUACAUUGCCGGAUUAAUAUAUUAGCCAUAGAGAUUUUUUUGUUGGUUUCUUCUGGGUCAUAUUUAUGUGAGAGAUGAUUUUGUAUGAUAAAGGCGUGUACCUUGGAUGUAAAAGUUUAGCAUUGCUAUAGUUGAAACCAUUUCAGUAGGACUAGUUAGGUGGCCAUGCGUUGUAACAGAAUUCAUAUUUUACACAAAACGGUUUCAUGUUCUACAUAAAACAAUUGUUUUGGAUUCAUA
Messenger RNA from Phragmites australis (common reed), 2668 nucleotides. Its product is annotated as probable serine/threonine-protein kinase At1g01540. The record is from RefSeq and is a predicted model, not a curated record. The transcript has 6 exons. Lineage: Eukaryota; Viridiplantae; Streptophyta; Magnoliopsida; Poales; Poaceae. Gene Ontology annotation, biological process: protein phosphorylation. Gene Ontology annotation, molecular function: ATP binding; protein kinase activity. The coding region runs from base 667 to 2280 and encodes 537 amino acids.